GGUGUUUGAUUUGUCGGCUCACCCAAGGGAUAUAAAUAGUGCUCCAUUCGGACCAGUACAGCAUCAGUUGAUCAUAUCCAACUACCAGACAUCAACAUGAAGUACUCCUGUGUCCUGCUCCUUUUGACCACCGUUGCCUGUUUCCUAGUGAGCCUGACCAGUGCAACUACCACGACCACCACCACGACAGAUGCCACUACCACGACCACCACAACCACCGCGUCGUCGUCUGACACCACUACCACGACAGCUUCGUCCUCGGACACCACCACUACCACGGAUUCGUCCUCCUCCAAAAAGAAGAAGCACGUGGUCCACUACAAACGCAAGGUGCACAAGCCCAAGAAGGUCAAGAAGAUCCACAGGAAGAAGAACCGCAGCGGUUAA
Molecule: messenger RNA, 387 nt
Organism: Drosophila yakuba
Lineage: Eukaryota; Metazoa; Arthropoda; Insecta; Diptera; Drosophilidae
Product: protein new-glue 3
Exons: 1
Coding region: 97-387 (96 amino acids)
Source: RefSeq, a predicted model, not a curated record